Durio zibethinus is the source of this 1722-nucleotide messenger RNA. The record is from RefSeq and is a predicted model, not a curated record. Lineage: Eukaryota; Viridiplantae; Streptophyta; Magnoliopsida; Malvales; Malvaceae.
AUAUAUAUAUAUAAACCAAAUCCUUUUCUCUCCAAAUCCUUCCUCAACCAAAACACUCCACCACCCAAUGGUUCCACCACCGCCGAAUGCCCAACAAAUCGAACAAUUGCUGUCCUCCGUCCUCUCUCAACGCGGCCCUUCCUCCCUCCCUUACACUGAAGAAACUAAAUGGCUAAUCCGCCAAAACCUCAUUGCCAUCACUUACCACUACCCUUCCCUCCAACCCAAAACCGCCACUUUCACUCACAACGACGGUCGAUCCGUUAACCUCCUCCAAGCCGACGGCACCAUCCCCAUGCCUUUCCAGGGUGUCACUUACAACAUCCCGAUCAUAAUCUGGCUUAUGGAAUCUUACCCUCGCCACCCGCCUGUUGUCUACGUGAAUCCCACGCGCGAUAUGAUCAUCAAACGUCCGCAUCCUUGCGUUACUCCGUCGGGGUUAGUUUCGAUCCCUUAUUUGCAAAAUUGGAUUUAUCCAAGUUCUAAUCUUGUCGAUUUGGUCCUUAAUUUAAGCUCUGCUUUUUCCCGCGAUCCCCCGCUUUAUUCCCAACGUCGACCAUAUACUAACCCAAACCCUAAUCCGAGCCCUAGCCCUUCGAUGAAUUCCUCCAUGACGUCUAGUUAUGGGCAUCCUCCACCACGGCCAAGGGUUGCUGCUGCGGCGGCGGGGUAUCCGCCUUCACCUUAUGGGAGGAUACAGGUGCCACAGCCGUCGCAACCUCCUACUUCACAGACGGAUGAUGCGGCAGAGGUUCAUAAGAGGAAUGCGGUGAAUAAGUUGGUGGAGAUGGUUCAUGGUGAUAUAAAUGGGAUGAGUAAAGCAAGAGAGGUUGAAAUGGAAGGGUUGUUUUCAGCUCAGGCAGUGUUAAGAAGGCGAGAGGAAGAGAUUAAUAAAAGGUUGAAAGAGAUGCAAGAUGAAAAAGAAGGGUUAGAACAGCAGUUACAGGUUGUUUUGAUGAACACUGAUGUGUUGGACGGUUGGGGUAGAAAUAAUGAAGGGAAAACGAAGAAGCUAGGGAAGAAUAGUGUGGAUGUUGAUGAGGCGUUUCAUUGCGGUGACGUGCAUUCUAAGCAAAUGUUGGAUUGCACAGCUGCUGAUUUAGCCAUUGAGGAUGUGGUUUAUUCAUUGGAUAACGCAGUGCAAGAAGGGGCUGUGCCAAUUGAUCAAUAUUUGAGGAAUGUGAGGUUGUUGUCAAGGGAGCAGUUCUUUCAUAGGGCUACUUCUGUGAAAGUUAGGGCGGCUCAAAUGCAGGCUCAGGUUGAUAGUAUGGCUGCUAGAGCACCAUAUUAUGUCACAUGACUGGUUAUUGUUUUGUUUUGGGAUCUGUCUAUAAAAGGAUCAUGUUAUGGAAGUUAGCUUCUAGCCAAUAUUUGAUAUUAUCAUGAUAUAGCUGCCUUUUUUGUUUACAUAAUUAAAUUUAUGUUUCUUAUUAUAGAUAUGUAUUAUUCAUAUAAAAAAAAUAGCACUUUGAUGUUAAUAAUGUGCUCAUGUUUUUGGUUCAUACCCUUUUCUCUUAUUUCUGUUGUUUUUUUUUUUUUUUUAUAAUGAAUUUGGGUUCUUUGGCACAGUCGCAUUGUUGAAAAAGCUGAAAUAGAAUUGUCUACUAUAUCUGUUGGUAUUUUGUUUCUUGUCAUUGAGAAGUCGUUCAUAAUGUAGGAAAGGUCAUGUGUAAUACUCAGGAUGCCUGUUUAUUUUGAAGGUUCAACAAGUGAAGAGUAGAG